AUGUCAAAUCAAGUGAUCAAAACAUUUAGUAAUCAACAUAAGUUACCAAGGUUACCUAUUCCUUCAUUAGAAGAGAGUACAACAAGAUAUUUAAAUUCACUUAAACCUCUUCUUUCAUCUAAAGAAUUUGAAUGUACUAAACAACAUAUAAAAGAUUUUAUUAAACCUGGUGGACUUGGACAAAGAUUACAUCAGCGAUUAAUCGAUAUUGAUCGAAUUUCUCCACAUAAUUGGCUUGAUGAUACCUGGUGGAUAAAAAAAGCUUAUCAUGAAUGGAGAGUUCCAGUAAUUAUUAAUUCAAACUGGUAUCUUUUAUUUAUUGAUGAUCCAAAUACUCCAAAAGAAUAUUUUACAAAUAAUAAUGGAAUUUGCCCAAAAGGACAAUUUUCUGAAUGGCAAAUUAAAAGAGCUGCUCAUUUAAUUGGAAAAAUGUUAGAUUUUAAAAACUUAAUUGAUACAGAAAGCCUUCCUCCAGAUAAAACACGUGCUUAUCCUUUAUGUAUGCAUCAAUAUACACGUGUUUACGGUAUUACUCGUAUACCAAAACUUAAUUGUGAUGAAUUAGUGUAUACUUCACAUCCUGCUCCUGCUAGACAUAUACUUAUUAUUGCAAAAGAUCAGUUUUAUAUUUUGGAUGGUUAUGAUAAAGAUGGACAAAAAUACAAUGAUGGAGAUAUUGAAAUUCAACUUCAUCAAAUAAUCAAUGAUGUUUUAAAAACACAACUUGAUCCUCCAAUUGGAGUACUUACAGCUGAUAAUCGUGAUUCUUGGGCUGUGGCACGUGAAAAUUUACUUGCAAAUUCGUUACAAAAUCGAGAAACUUUAACAUUAAUUGAAAAUGCAUUAUUUGUAAUUAGUUUGGAUGAUUAUUCAACAGGAAUGGAUCUUGAUAAAUUUAAUCGAAAUAUGUUUCAUGGAUUAGAUGCUCAUAAUCGUUGGUUUGAUAAAGCAAUGUCUAUUGCUAUAGAAAGUAACGGACGAGCAGCUAUGAAUGGAGAACAUUCACCUUGUGAUGCUCUUAUACCUUCAAUCAUUUCUCAAUGGAUUGUUCUUGAACCAACUUUACCAAACGCACCAGUUUCUGGACGUUCAAUUAUUCCACCACAAAGAAUUAGAUUCAUAACAAAUGAACAAACAUUAAAAGAUAUUAUUGAAGCAGAAAAGAGAAUUAGUCCUAUAAUUGCUGAUUCUGAUGCAUUAAUAUUACAAUUUUCAGAAUAUGGUGCUCAUUUUAUUAAAAAAAUUGGUAAAUGUUCACCUGAUGCAUAUUUACAAAUGGUAUUACAAUUAGCAUAUUUUAUAACACAUAAAAAAGUUGUUCCAACUUAUGAAACUGGAUCAACUCGAAAAUUUUUACAUGGACGUACUGAUACAAUUAGAACACUUAGUUUAGAAAGUAAAGCAUUUGUACAACAAAAAUAUGAUUUAUUACUAUCAGCAACAAAAACACAUAAUAUUUAUACACAAGAUGUUUCAAAUGGCAAAGGUUGUGAUCGUUAUUUAUUAGGAUUAAGACUUUUACUUCAAAAUGAUGAAUCCCAUCCAAUUUUUACCGAGUCAAUUUUUGCUAAAAGUCAAGAAUGGAUUUUAAGUACAAGUGAAUAUAUAUUGAAGUUUGGUAUUGAAUCAAAAUAUUCUUCUUCUGAAACAGAUUCAAAUACACUUAGACAAAAUAUUAUUAAUGCAUUAAAAGAGAUGAGAAAUAUUUGUGAACAAAUAAAUGGUAAUUAUGAAACAACAGGUAGAUUAUAA
This is a messenger RNA of Funneliformis geosporum, 1752 nucleotides long. Lineage: Eukaryota; Fungi; Glomeromycota; Glomeromycetes; Glomerales; Glomeraceae. The record is from the annotation of a GenBank genome assembly.